Molecule: messenger RNA, 836 nt
Organism: Chironomus riparius
Lineage: Eukaryota; Metazoa; Arthropoda; Insecta; Diptera; Chironomidae
Source: the annotation of a GenBank genome assembly
AAAUGACACGACAAAAUAUUAUGUACAGUAAAGAAGAAAUCGAGGAACAGUUGGAAGAAUUCCAUAAAAGGAUUAAGGAGGAUCCAAAGCUACCUAAUAAUUUAGAUAAAGAUUUACUCAUACGAUACCUCAAACUAUAUUCAUAUCGCAUGCACAAAGCUCAGGCCAUGCUUACACGUAACAUUGACAUAAGAUCUCGUUAUCCAUGGUUUUUUACACAACGAGAUCCACAUGAUCCAGCAAUGCAAAAAAUUAUUGAUACUUUUGACAUGGUGUUAUUGCAGCAACAUACUCCUGAAAACUAUAAAGUAUGCAUCGCUCGAUUAGUUCACAGUGACCAUAGUGAAAUUGUCUUAAAUGAUUUAACAAAAAUGUACCUUAUGACAUGUGAUGUGCGUUUUCAUCUUCCAAUUGCGGAUUAUCGAAAAAUGGAGUCCGGAGAAAUUAUUAUUUUUGAUAUGAAAAAUUUUACAUUAAAGCAUUUAACAAGAGCUGUUGUGUCAACAUUGAAGCUUAUUUCUAAAUAUCUUCAAACAGCUCAUCCUGUUCGUCUAGUUCAAUUUCAUGUUAUUAAUUGCACACCAAUUGUAAACAGAGCACUUCUUUUCAUUCGUCCUUUCAUUUAUGCCAAACUCUAUAACGCAUUACAUUUCCAUAAAGUUGGACAUUUAGAGAAUUUGUAUAACUAUGUACCUCGUGAAAUGUUACCAUCUGAUUAUGGUGGAUCAGCUCCAUCUAUGAGUGAAUUAAAGAAAUAUUGGUAUGGUGUUUUAGAAACAUAUCGGCCGUUUGUAAUGAAUGAUGACUAUUGGAAACCAGCUGAAAAUAAUGUCUAA